Colletotrichum orchidophilum is the source of this 879-nucleotide messenger RNA. RefSeq names its product cenp-O kinetochore centromere component. Gene Ontology annotation, cellular component: kinetochore; Mis6-Sim4 complex. The transcript is spliced from 2 exons. The record is from RefSeq and is a predicted model, not a curated record. Bases 1 to 879 code for a protein of 292 amino acids. NCBI's taxonomy places the organism in Eukaryota, Fungi, Ascomycota, Sordariomycetes, Glomerellales, Glomerellaceae.
AUGUCUGGCGAACUCCAAGAUGAUGCCGUAGAGGCUCUUGAACAGGAGAUCAAGGACCUUCGAGCUAAAGCCGCGUUGUUGAAGAAGGAAUUGAAGGUGCAGGCCACAGCACUCAUCUCUUCUGAUUCGAUACGGGCUGCCCUCAAAGAAGACAACGAGAAACGCACCGCGCUUGCACAUCCAUCGGAACCCAAUACCGUCCGCGACCAAGUCCUGUCCCGGUCCAAAGCCCAAGACGCGCACGAUCAACAAUGUCUCUACAGAACCUGCGCAACAAUAACCACCUUCAAGGUCAAAGAUCCUGAUCCCAAUGCCGUCGAUCGAGGCAACGUUCUCGGGAUUCGCAUCGAAAUUAUGUCCGACGCCAAGUUCCGACGGCCAUACUAUAUUAUGCUAAACCGACCGUACAAAGACUCGCGACACCUACGAGUUCACCGGCAUACGGUGCCCCCAUGCAUUCCGCUUGCUGCGCUCGUCGCUCGCCAUCUUCCCACACCUAAGUCUGCCGAUGCCGAGGGCCAGAAGGCGCAAGAUUUGUCUCGUUUCGUGCGAACCCUGAGGAGGGAAAUUCUGAGAUACCACAACCGGACUGCUGUGAUUGGCGAUCUACAAAAGGCGGCUGGGUUGGUUGGCGCCGGCAGUGAGGGAGAAGAUCCCGAGCAGGCGUUCACAAGCAUUGUUGCCGCAGAUAUCGAAGCCAAGCAGAUCAGUAUUGAAUGGGCCGAUGGCAGGGCGGGCAGACUGGUCAUGAGCGAAGACGGACAGAUCCAAAAGCUUGUCGUGCUUGGCAUGGCGGGACGGGACCGAGAGGCUACGAGAGAUCUUCUAGGCGACAGCCGUCGCGUAGAAGAUGUCGCAAAGCGAUUGGCAACAUCUUGA